GUUGCAGCAGACGGCAGCGAAGUAGUCAGCGGACGCAUUCUUUGGCCUUUGGUAUAUACAGAUGCUCGUGUUAAGACCGCUAGCAAUUACAAGCAAACCCUGCGUAAUAUAAAAAAUUUCAAUAUUUACCGUUAAACAGCAACGAGUGCAGAUAUCAAUCAUACGCCGCGUGUAUCACGCAAUAAAAAUACUUGCCCAGGGGUUCACAGUCGAGCUGCCAUGGUGUCAAUGUGCUAAGCAGUCGCUAUAACACAGACUUGGAAUUGGAUUUCGCUGACAAGGAGGGGAGGAAAAAACCGCAACCACGGCAUACCAAACGAAUAUGGAGCGCAAAUUGCUAUACGCCUUUCGGGGCUGGAUAGCAUUUGUGGCUUUCAUGGAUCUGGGCACGGCAUUUCGCAGUUACAUCGAAAAACGAUGUUUUCUGGGAAAUCACACCGAUACGCAGUUUAUUGAGGGCGAUUAUACCAUAUCACGCAUAAUUGGCAUGUACUGUCUGCUUAAAGCAAUUGCCUUGGUGCACUGUACGCUCUACAUACACUACAGACCCGUGGUGAGCAUGGGCGGUUGCUCAUUGGCACUUACCAUGGUUUUGUACUGCACCGAAGCGUUAUACUUCCGUUCCAGCACCCUGACUUUUUACGUGAUCUUUCCGUGCGUUUUGAACACAAUUACAUUGUUGGGGCUGAUUUACAUACCUAGACGCUUAAGACUGUGGGAGCCACAUAUGGACUUGGAUGAUGAGAACUCGCAAUUGUUGAAACAAAUGACUGGCUUUAAAAGGCGACGCGCGAAAAAACAAUAAUUUAAUAUUUAAGCAACUGUCACCAACUCCAACUAGAGUUUAAUUGUGAACAGUAUUUUAUGGGGCAGGUGAAGAUUUGAAUAGAUUUGAACGCAUAUUAUCCGCAAUGGACUGUGUUGGUGUGAUAAAAAGCAUCAAAGAAUCAUUAAUUUAAUCAACUAGCAAUAAUAAAAUAAUGCCAAAUUAGUGAUUUUUCUAAAUUAGCAACUAACGAAGAAAUACGAUAAGCUCGGUAAAAGUCAAUUUCUGACAUAAUCACAUAAACAUUUAAAGCAUUUUGUACUUCCUUUUUAGACAACAAUAUUUAUAACACAUUGUGAAGUUUUUGCACUUUUAAUGUUUAAAAAAUGUGGGAUACAUACAUAUAUUAUUCAAAAACAUGAGAGUUAGUAGAGUUAAAUAAGUAAUUGAGAAUUUUGCGAUUUGCGAAGAAGGCUUUAAAUUUAAAUAUAACAAGUUUAAAAUAUUUAGAGAGCAUA
Scaptodrosophila lebanonensis is the source of this 1284-nucleotide messenger RNA. RefSeq lists its product as uncharacterized. Lineage: Eukaryota; Metazoa; Arthropoda; Insecta; Diptera; Drosophilidae. Gene Ontology annotation, molecular function: protein-macromolecule adaptor activity. Gene Ontology annotation, cellular component: endoplasmic reticulum; membrane. The record is from RefSeq and is a predicted model, not a curated record. The coding region runs from base 323 to 805 and encodes 160 amino acids. The transcript has 5 exons.